AUGGGAGGCACGAAAAAACGACGGGACACCACUCCGUCUGUAGCCUCGAUGUUUCGCGGCAAGGAAGACGGGCGUCCAUCUUUGUCACAAGGCCUCACUGCAACCGGCUCUGAGUCCGAAGAUUCCGACUCCGCAGAGCCGCAGCCUGCACCCUUCACGAAAGAAGACCUGAGGAAGCUGCUCAGAGAGACGUCCGACGAUAUAAAAGCCUAUACAACAGCUGCCCUGGAACAGCAACUUGCAAGCCUGCGCUCUGACAUAGAGGCCUUAGCCUCACGUACCAGCCAUGCUGAAACUCAGCUAGCAGAUACACAGGCCACGACUAAG
This is a messenger RNA of Pelobates cultripes (western spadefoot toad), 327 nucleotides long. NCBI's taxonomy places the organism in Eukaryota, Metazoa, Chordata, Amphibia, Anura, Pelobatidae. The record is from the annotation of a GenBank genome assembly.